Dama dama (fallow deer) is the source of this 1052-nucleotide messenger RNA. It is a transcript of the gene CLTA, whose product is annotated as clathrin light chain A. The transcript is spliced from 5 exons. Gene Ontology annotation, cellular component: clathrin coat of coated pit; postsynaptic endocytic zone cytoplasmic component; plasma membrane. NCBI's taxonomy places the organism in Eukaryota, Metazoa, Chordata, Mammalia, Artiodactyla, Cervidae. Bases 130 to 771 code for a protein of 213 amino acids. Gene Ontology annotation, molecular function: structural molecule activity; clathrin heavy chain binding. The record is from RefSeq and is a predicted model, not a curated record. Gene Ontology annotation, biological process: clathrin-dependent endocytosis; clathrin coat assembly; intracellular protein transport.
CCGCUUCCGCCUUCUCCCUCAUCCAGCUUGUGUCUGAUAGCAGGCGCAAGCACAGCGGCCGCUGCCGGACGCCGUGUCUGCUGUUCGGUUGGUGUUUCUCUGAAAGUCGGUGCCGUCGAACUUCCCGCCAUGGCUGAGUUAGAUCCGUUCGGCGUCCCCGCUGGCGGUUCCGCCCUGGGGAACGGAGUGGCCGGCGAAGAGGACCCUGCCGCGGCCUUCUUGGCGCAGCAGGAGAGCGAGAUUGCGGGCAUCGAGAACGACGAGGCCUUCGCCAUCCUGGACGGCGGCGCCCCCGGACCCCAGCCUCACGGCGAGCCGCCGGGGGUUCCAGAUGCUGUUGAUGGGGUGACGAAUGGAGAAUACUAUCAGGAGACUAAUGGGCCGACAGACAGUUACGCAGCUAUUUCACAAGUGGAUCGAUUGCAGUCAGAGCCUGAAAGUAUCCGAAAAUGGAGAGAAGAGCAAACAGAACGCUUGGAAGCCCUUGAUGCCAAUUCUCGGAAGCAGGAAGCGGAGUGGAAAGAAAAAGCAAUAAAGGAGCUGGACGAGUGGUACGCACGGCAGGACGAGCAGCUCCAGAAGACAAAAGCCAACAACAGGGCAGCAGAAGAAGCCUUUGUAAAUGACAUUGAGGAGUCGUCCCCAGGCACUGAGUGGGAACGGGUGGCCCGGCUGUGUGACUUUAACCCCAAGUCCAGCAAGCAGGCCAAAGACGUCUCCCGCAUGCGUUCUGUCCUCAUCUCCCUCAAGCAGGCCCCCCUGGUGCACUGAAGAGCCUCCCUGCGGAAACACUACAUCUGCAGCGUCUUAAUCCUACUCAGUGAAGCUCUUCACGGUAACUGGAUUAAUUAUGUUGAGUUCUUUUGGACCAAACCUUUUGUCUUUAGAGUUGAUCAUUGUUUGUGAUUGCAUGUUUCCUUCAACUGUUCUCCCUGGCAUUCAAGGAGGAGGGGAGGUGGCGGCAGAGGAAGGGAGGGAGGCCUCCCAGCGGCAGCCUCAACCUAUGCUUUUGUGCAUUAUUCUGAGAAUAAAUUUCUGUUCCAAGAAAUAAA